Molecule: messenger RNA, 1461 nt
Organism: Dujonia railenensis
Lineage: Eukaryota; Fungi; Ascomycota; Pichiomycetes; Serinales; Debaryomycetaceae
Source: the annotation of a GenBank genome assembly
AUGCCUUCCAUUCCAGAAGCAAAGGACAGUAAGCUGGGUCCUGAGACACCUGCCCACAAAAAACCAGAACUCCCCGAGUUCACUUUAAAGAAUGUGUCGCUUGACAUCUUACAUGGGGUGCAGGCUCUAGUCGUCAGCCCAAAGGCUACCUUGAUUGUGGCCCCAAUGUUGGUGGCAGUGACCUCAAUUCUCUGCAAGGUCAUAAUUGCAAGGGUCCCCUACACGGAGAUCGACUUUUCCACGUAUAUGCAACAGGUGGAGCUCAUUAACGACGGUGAAUUGGACUACGCACAGAUCUACGGUGACUCUGGCCCCAUAGUCUACCCAGCAGGGUUCGUUCAAGUGUACCAGUUUUUGUAUUCGAUGACCGACGGAGGUCAGCAAUUGAGAACAGCCCAGUACAUAUUCAGCUUGUUACUCACCCUGACCACCUUUUUAACAUCAGCAGUAUACAUCACUGCUGGCGCAGGGUCUAUCCCACCUUGGCCCUUCUACUUGUUGGUGUUGUCGAAGAGACUCUUCUCCAUCUACUUGCUCAGAUUGUUCAACGACUGCUUCACCACUAUUGCUAUGAUUGGUGUUACUUUGAUGCUUCAACAAGCCUCCUACUGGUACUCUACCGCUGGUACUUUGAUCCCCUACCUCUUGACAUUGGUCGCUGCGGACCUCUUCUCUUUGGCCAUCAGCGUGAAGAUGAAUGCCUUACUUUAUUUACCAGGCUUCGUGAUCGUUAGUUACUUUCUAGUAGGCGAAAACUUGGUUAAGUUGGUCUCCGUUUUGGCUGUCAUCCCCAUAGUCCAGGUGCUAGUUGGUUGGAAGUUCCUCUUGCCAUUGUUCUUAGGAAGCGAUGAUGUUGAUGCUUCGAACAUCAGAUGGAACUAUAUCAAUCAAGCUUUUGACUUUCUGAGAAAGUUUUUAUACAAAUGGACAGUCAACUGGAAGUUUAUACUGGAGGAUACUUUCCUUUCAGAUACGUUUGCCAACACUUUACUCAUCCUUAAUGUCGCUACCUUGUUGGUGUUUAUAUUCACCAGAUUCUUGUCACCUAAGGUGACUGGUAAGCCAUUGACUGAACUCAUCGGUGCUGCCAUCACGAAACCAUUCUCCUCCACGGCAAUUAAGCAGAAGAACUUGUACCUCAACUCCACCCAUGGCCCAAGACUUAUCUUGUUGACUCUUGCUUGUUCUAAUGUUAUCGGGGUGUUGUUUGCGAGAUCUUUACACUAUCAGUUCCUCUCUUGGUACUGCUGGCAACUACCAUACCUUUUGUACCUGACAGGUUGGAACUUUGCUAUAUGUGGAGCAAUCUGGGCCGCUCACGAAUACUCUUGGAACGUUUUCCCUGCCACUGCAGCCAGCUCAGGACUCUUGGUAUCCAUCUUGCUGGUUGUUCUUUUUGGUGUGUGGAAUAACAGAGCCAACUGGUUUGUCGAAGAAGACUUAAAUAAGAAGAACCAGUAG